Staurois parvus is the source of this 316-nucleotide messenger RNA. The record is from the annotation of a GenBank genome assembly. NCBI's taxonomy places the organism in Eukaryota, Metazoa, Chordata, Amphibia, Anura, Ranidae.
AUGUAUGUGAAAUGGUUUGAUACAGUAAUGUAAUACUAUCAGAUUUUAGUGUAUUUAGUGAAUGUCACUUUUUGUCAUUUUCAAAUUUCCCGUUGUUCCGUCCCCCAAACGUCCUGACGUCGCAGGGGAUGGAACCCAGAUGACAGAUGCCGGCAUCUGCCGGAGAACAUUGCCGGGGACACUGCAGCGGGGACAUCGCGGGAGCGCAGGACAAGGUAAGAGAAGAAGAGAUCCCGGAGCAGCGCUGCAGUGUAUUCCUGAGUGUAGCUCGGGUUUACCGCUUGUGCUACACUCAGGAAUACCGCCAGGGAGGUUA